UAGGGAAACAGCGAUAUCAUGUAAUGGUCUCUACUCUGCCCCACUCUAGCCAUACUGUUUUGAGAAAAUAGAAAAAGAACUAUCCCAAUGUAAUCUAAAUCGUUUAAUUUGUUUUAUCACCUGCAUGGGUGUAUUUUCAGAAACAGCCUACAUGGAUAUACUUGAUAGAAACAGACAUGCAGGCCUAGUCAAACAUGGUGAUACUUACUUAAACUUGAAGUAGAAAAGUGCAAAAGUGUGUGUGUAUGUGCAUGUGUGUAUGUUAUCAAUUAAGUGGUAUAUUUAUUUAUCCUCAUCUUUUUAUUGUUUUCCCUCAAGGAGUGUGUGGAGCAGCUGAAUCUCAGCAGGCUGGUCUCCGUAUCAAUGGAUGGGCCCAAUGUAAAUUUUAAGUUCUUUGAGCUUCUCCAAUCCGACUUAAAUGAAAUGUAUGGGGGUGCUCAGCUGGUGUCCGUGGGGAGCUGUGGGCUUCAUACUCUGCACAACGCGUUCAAGGCAGGUUUCUCCAUGUGGCAGGUGGAAAAGCUGUUAAGAUCAAUGCACACACUCUUCAACAACGUUCCAGCGAGGAGGGAAGACUAUGUGACAGUCACAAAGUCAUCAGUGUUCCCGCUAUCAUUCUGUGGCCAUCGAUGGUUGGAGAACCUGCCUGUGGUAGAGAGAGCUCUGGAGGUCUGGCCUUCACUUCAGCUGUAUGUGGAUGCGGUGAAAAGAAAGGAGCUGCCAAACCCUGGUACAGGCUUGUAUGAUACAAUAGAGGCCGCUCAAAAGGAUCCCCUGAUCUUGGCAAAGUUGCAUUUUUUCUUGACCAUCGCCCGUACCUUUGAGCCCUUCCUGAAGAGGUACCAGAUGGAUGAGCCAGUGAUGCCAUUCCUUGCCAAAGACUUGGCUGAGUUGAUGAAGAGUGUACUGAGGCGGUUUGUGAAGCGAGAAGUCCUGCAGGACAUUACAAAACUACAGCUCACCAAGCUGGACUUGUGUGAGAAGAAGAACUUGCUCCUCCCACAGAAAAUUGACAUCGGCCUUGGUGCAGAGAAAGCCCUGAAAGACACUAAAAUAUCAGAUCUCAAGGUCCUUGAGUUUAGAAGGGACUGCAUGCAGGGGCUGACUAAUAUAGUCAGAAAAGUGCAGGAGAAGAGCCCACUUAAAUACGCCACUGUUAGGCAGAUGGCCUGUCUGGACUGCUCUAACAUGUUCAGAGAUCCAGACAGGUGCAAGGAACAAAUUAAAUGUCUGGUGCAGACCUAUCUACAGGCCAAGCAGCUGGCAGGAGGUGUAUCUGCUGGUAGGAAACUGCUGGUAUCGGCGGGUGCAGGCAGGUCGAGGUACCGCAUUUUCCUUGAUCAGCAGCGUGCAAGGAAGGAGAGUGAAGCACGGACACAGAAAAGAAAGCUGGCAGAGGAGUAUUUGACCGACCUUAAGAGAAAGAAAACCACUGUUCAAGAGGUUUCCACCUGUCUCGCCAGAGAGGCCGACAUGCUGGCAAAGGAAGCGGAGGGCAAAUCGGUGUCAAAGAUGGCCCAGCUCCUUUCAAAGUCAAACGCCCUCAGGCGGGCAAGCAAGGAAAAAUUGGCUGAGCUGAAAAAGGUUGAGGAGGAGAUCACCGUUAAAGGGGACGAACUGAGAAAAAUGUAG
Onychostoma macrolepis is the source of this 1632-nucleotide messenger RNA. RefSeq lists its product as uncharacterized. The transcript has 4 exons. The coding region runs from base 364 to 1632 and encodes 422 amino acids. Lineage: Eukaryota; Metazoa; Chordata; Actinopteri; Cypriniformes; Cyprinidae. The record is from RefSeq and is a predicted model, not a curated record.